Molecule: messenger RNA, 815 nt
Organism: Cylicocyclus nassatus
Lineage: Eukaryota; Metazoa; Nematoda; Chromadorea; Rhabditida; Strongylidae
Source: the annotation of a GenBank genome assembly
AUGAAUGUUGUAAAAGUACUUUCAUUAAAGUUGAUAGCAGCGGCAGCUACGAAAUUGGGAUGCGCAGUCAAAACGUGCGACGUUAAAGGCGAGGACGCCGCCUUCUACGACUACGACGCCACAGUGCUAUGUCUAACGGACCACAGACUGGAAUCUCCUGACUAUGACAUAUACGAAAUAAAACAAGAUGAAGCUGAUUGUGUCUGCUUAACUGACUCCUGGUGCAACCCUGAUACUAAGUUAUGCGAAACCACUACCACAAUAACCACAACAACCACAACACCUACUACAACCACUACUACAACCCCGGCUAUACAGCCUUCGCCAAAUGCUGUGUUACCUAGCUCUACAACAGAAGAUACUAGAGUUGAGCAAUGUGAAAAUUUUUAUCAAAUGACAGAGACAGGAGUUACGUCGUUUGAAGAGGCAGCAAGCAAGGCUGUAAAUCAAUGGUGGAAGGUAGUCAAAGUCUACCCUAGUUUUGGGUCAGCCGCUAAAUUUCGGGACACCCAUGUUGGAACUGCAAUAAUUACGUUCACACAGAUGGCAUGGGCUGCAACGCAGUACUUGGGCUGCUCAGUCGUACAUUGUUCGCCCUUUUACACCACUGUUUGCCGUUACUCUCCUAAGGGAAAUGUUGUCGGCGAAACGGUUUAUGCUCCAGGAGAUUUCUGCACUGCAUGCCCACCUGAUACCAAGUGUAACGCCGCACUAUACCUCUGCGCACCGUGAAGAAUGGCAACAGGAUUGUUUUUGGUGUUAUUCUAUGCUUUAAUGAACUGCUCAUUUCUCUGAUUUGGUUCAAGCAUUCAAAG